Oncorhynchus kisutch (coho salmon) is the source of this 8342-nucleotide messenger RNA. RefSeq names its product TANK-binding kinase 1-binding protein 1. NCBI's taxonomy places the organism in Eukaryota, Metazoa, Chordata, Actinopteri, Salmoniformes, Salmonidae. Bases 680 to 2620 code for a protein of 646 amino acids. The record is from RefSeq and is a predicted model, not a curated record. The transcript has 10 exons. Gene Ontology annotation, cellular component: cytoplasm.
ACAUGUGCUGCUGCUGCGUGUUGGAGCCAUAUGAAGCUCCUAUUGCCGCGACAAGAAUCCACCCCAAUCGAGAACAAAGUGUUUGAUUUCCAGAUAGAGCAGCAGUUACCGAACUGCGGAAGGAGAGAACAGAAGAACACUGGCUACUAUCAACGGACAUUGGGACUCGCCGCAACCUUGCGCUUUUUUGGGUGUACUGCCCCUCUUGAGCAAUGGCAUCUCUAGAUCGAUCAAAGGGAGCGUGUGAGGAUGGGGUCGCCUUUUUUAUUACCAUGUAUUAUCAGUAGAUUAGAUGUAUCAUACAGUGAUACUAGAGUAUUCCAUAGCUUCAGAUGUGAGUGCAUGGAGACACAUAGGCAGACAAGGUUGGGAAUGUGAAAGAAGCAGCGCUCUCCGUGUAUACGCGUGAUCCUACAGAUUGCACAGAAAAAAAGCACAAUAUUUCCCAUGCAUGUUUUUUGUUAGUAGACUUCGUAACACAUGGAUCAAAUAUUGAUUAAUCAUCAGCUGCUAAUGAACACACCAUAAAUUAGCAGUGUUCUUGAACAAAGCUGAUGCAUCUUAAAGGAGACGCGCGUGCUUUGACAACAUCACCACCUCAAAUGGAUGGAGUUAUCGUCUGAUCCUGGCCACAGAAAUCGCCCAACUUCAAGCGCCACGUAGGUUGAGGCUCUGAGCAAUGGAAUCUCUAUUCGGUGGUGAGCUGAGGCUACUGGGAGGUGGCGAGGGCUUGAAGGAGGACAGCUGUGGUGACGUGGGCUGGUCCUCCUCAACCCUCCCUGAUGAUAUGUACUCCGUCUCCCACUUCGCCCUCAUCACUGCCUACCAGGACAUCAAGACACGGCUCGCGGGCCUGGAGAGAGAGAACAGUGGCAUCAAGAGGAAGCUCAAGAUCUACGAGAUCAAGUUCCCUAUGAUCAGUGAGUUUGGGGAGGACAGGAACUCCUACUGCAGCUUUGAGUCCAAGGAGACAAGUCUACUGCGGUCAGAGAACGGCAACCUGCAGCAGAAAGUCAGCACCCUCACCCACGAGCUCCAGAAGAGGAAAGAGCUCCAGGAGCAGCUGGAGGAUGUGAUCCAGGCCUAUGAGAAGAUCCACAUGGAGAAGAACAACCUCCAGAGAGACCUGGACAAAAUGACCAGUCUAGUGGAGAAGCACGCGGAGCAUAUCGUGGAUCUGGAGUCUGCUCUGAGACAGAGAGACAACUCACUACAGAAGCUCAACACCCAGCUACACAGCAAGGACAUCCAAUACCUGCAGCUACAUAGCCCAGACAAUCACAUGCUGGACUGUCCUGCGCUGACCCUGCAGAGCUCUCGUAGUCUAGACACUUUGUCAGACCUGAAGCUGCAGCGUCUGGAGGUGGAGCUAGAGAGGGCGCGGCAUGAGGCCGAGCGGGCGUGUCAGAGGGAAGAGGAAGUGAAGGCCGAGUGUGAGAGACUGCAGGAGGAGCUGAGACAGAUCCAGAACAACCACAUAGGGAGGGAAAUGACUUCGCCGUGUGAGCAGUGUGAUGUGGAGUGGAUAAAGAAGGUGGGAGAUGAGCAGGUGAAUUUGGCGUUAGCCUACACAGAGCUAACUGAGGAGUUGGGACGUCUCCAAGCACUGAGCUCCAAACAAAAAGAGAUCUUGAGGAUGGUCUCUCAGGAGCAGCAUAGCCCAGUCCAACGCCACUCCCACCCCCCUUCUCCCAUCCCUCACCCACGCCACUCCCCCGUGCCCCAGCGACACUCCCCCAUCCCCCAACGCCACUCCCCCGUCCCUCCUCAGCACCACUCCCCCAUUGCCCAGUGCCGCUCCCCGGUGCUCCAGCUGCAGCAUCUCUCCCCGGACAUGCACCGCCGCUCGCCCCUGCUGGACGUCAACGAUGGGCCUGCCUCCUACUCCUGCCGGCCAGCCAGCCACCACCUGAGGGCCAGCUUCCAGGGCCGACGGAGCUACUCCGAGGUGGCCGACCCCUCGGCCUACCAGCGGCCACCGCGCUUCAGCCUGGACCCCGUGUCCACACUGCCCAAGCCCCGGCCCUACAGGGACUCCGGCUACUCAAAGCAGCAUCAGCAGCAUGAGCAUGGAGGCUCCCAGCAUGGAGGGUCACCCCACAGAGGAGGCCAGCUCCGAGCUUCCCAGUCUGGGCUAGAGAGGGCAGGGAGUGAGGUGGGCCUCCACGAAAGUUCCUGCCACUCUCGAGAGCUGCCCUUCCCCCUGUCCGAGGUCUCUCCCAGGUCUCACCUGCACUUUGAGCCCUUGCCACCCCCCACGCCCGCCCCCCAGCUUCCGCAGUCCUCUGAAGACGAGGAAGAGUGGAUCUGUCCGCACCCCAUCAGCCCCCCACGGACGCUGGGCGUGCCCAACAAUGUGUCAGCUCAUGGGGUCAUGAAGGGGCCAGCGUCCUGCUCGGCUUUCCCCAUCCCAUCCAGACCCAACACUCUGACCUGCCACCCACCAGGCUACCUGCACACAGAGCAUGCCCAGUCCUGGCCCUCCAUCAAUCUGUGGAUGGAGACAGAAGAGAGUGACAUGAGAAGCUGCCCUCUAUGCCAGCUGAUCUUUCCCAUGGGUUACCCUGACGACGCCCUAAUCAAGCACAUCGACUCGCACCUGGAGAACAGCAAGAUCUGAUCGCCACGGCAACACUGCACCCUCUUUUUAGUUGCAACAAUUCUUUACUUACAUUGUGGAGUAUUUUAGGUUUGGUUUUGUUUUAUAGCUGGGUGCCUUUUGUUUGACAAGACAAGAGGGCUUAUUGUGUGUUUAGUAGUCCAUGUAUGGGAAAAGGUUUAGGGAAUGACAAGGAUGGCUUCGAGGUUCAUGACAGACAAUGUCCUGAGGGUUCCAGGCCACUUGCAGUCCAUUUGUUUUUAUAUCUUACACCUUACCACUACUACUUGCUGUAAAGUGGCCUGCUUUAGUUUGACUCUCUACCCAUGUACAGUAUAAGGCUUGUGAAAUACAGACCAACUACAAUUAAUUCCUGGAAUUAUCUGGGGGGCCAGAUGGAUAAAUUCAGUUUGUUUGUUCUUCAGGGCUUGACAAUGUGCGGUCAGAGGUCAGAGUUAUGAAGAGAGGAUGGCAGUGUUGUGACUGAUUGUAUGUAGGGAAGAAUUUGUCCUGCAGGGUGGGGCAUGUAGUUGCUAUGACAACCUUGCUGUGGUGAAACGCAUAGGCAGAUUAUCUGUAUUAUCUUGCUGCCUGAUCAGAAAUCCAUAUAAAUCUGAGCACAUUAAGUUAACCUACACUAUAUAAGCCUAUAGUCCCCCUAUAUUAUUUAUUUAACCCCCUAGAGUUGAUGUCUGCGCCCCACGGACAUUUAAUUGGCAUAAUACAAAAAUCCCCAUAUAAAAAUCUAUCAAUUUUAGCUAGAGAUCUGUUUUUGCAUGGGAUGUGUCUCAACGGCAUCAGCCAAUGCCACACGUUUGCAUCUGAGGUGAAAGGUGACAGAGCUCGAGGAGUGGUCUUCUCACAAAAUCGUCUGUAGCAUCUGAACUAUUUUGCUCUACGACCCCCACAAGCGUCUUGGGACUGGUCUGAAGUCGGUUCAGCCGAUCUGCCGACUUCUGUCUGUAGCGUCCGAACAGUUUGGGAUACACGCUAAUAUGACCCCUCUGUGGAAAGGUGAGACUCUCACGAACAUGUCGGUUGAAGUUCUCCCUGUACCAGUUGGAAAAAAAUGGAAGUACUGUAUAUCUGGAGACUGUUUAGUGCCAAAAAUAAGGGGUUAAAUACAUGUUUAAAAAAAUAAAAAAAAAUGUUUCCUGAUAUUUUUCUUAUAUCUUUCAGAUAUAGGACAGACACUUUAGAACAAACUUCCUUUCUGUUGUUCCAUGUAGUGAAUAUGUUAUUCAAUACGUUGGUAUGGGCUAAUAGCAGUAAGGCCAAACAUUUUUUAGCACAAAAUUAUUUUGUAAUAUUUUUGGGGAUACAUCAAGGGGUUUGAAAGUUCAAAAUCAAAUAGCAAAAAUACCCUUGGUAUGACCUUCUUAAAACAAUUACAUAUAGCUUAGUAGAACCCCACCCCACCUCCCCGGCUUAGACAGGGCUUGUAAUGGGUUAAAGGGCCAUUUCCACCACUUUUUAACCUAAUUGUCAUUAUCUCCAGCACAAUACCAGUGUCUACAUAUGUGAAAAUGGUGCAUUUCUAUGCUUUGUAGAAAUAAAUAUAACAUUUAAAAGUUCUCCCAGAUGACAUCAUCAAAAGUUCCAACAUUUAAAAAGAAGUGACACAAACACUAUGAGAUGCACAGUGAAGUGAGGAGUUAGAAAAUGCCCUCUUUUUUUAUGCUACCCUGUGAUGUCACAGUGAAGCAUUGUUUGGACCUUUGCUCUUAUCUUUUUAACCACAUUUCAUAGAAACACGCUGUUUUCACAUAUGCAGACACUGGUUUGGUGCUGGAGAUAAUGAAUAUGUAUCAUUUGUAUCAUUUGAUAUAUAAUGUAUCAUUUGAUAUAUCUGUAAGUAAUGAGGCAAAAAAAAUCUGUAAAAAGAAAUCUUUGUGCUGAACAUGUCUUAUGUUGGUGAAAUUUCCCCCUCCUAAGCUUGCACAAUACUGUAUAUAGCUAGUGGGACAGGAGUUUGUAUAUGGAAGAGGGAAUGGAAUAUAUUUGUAUAUGAUAACAAUGAUUCAACUGGGAGUCUCUUUAGUCUUCCUGCAAACACAUCUGAUAAAGUCUGAUAAAGUCUGAAGCUGGCACACUUUGCAUUUUAUAUCUAAUAUAUAUACAUGUCAAAUAUAACCCCAAAAAAUCAGAGUGAGUGUUGUAUGGAAUAACACACAUGGAAUCAUGUAGUAUCCCAAAAAAAGAAGUGUUAAAUAAAUCAAAAUAUAUUUUAGAUUUUAGAUUCUUCAAAGUAGCCACCCUUUGACUUGACAGCUUUGCACAGUCUUGGCAUGGCUACUUUGAAGAAUCUCAAAUCUCAAAUAUAUUUUGAUUGGUAUAACACUUUUUUGGUUACAACAUGAUUCCAUAUGUGUUAUUUCAUAGUUGUGAUGUCUUCACUAUUAUUCUACAAUGUAGAAAAUAGUAAAAAUAAAAACUCUUGAAUGAGUAGGUGUGUCCAAACUUUUGAAUGGUUCUGUAUGUAUGUGUAUGGCUCUGGUUACUAUAUGUCCUAAAACCUAGUACAAAGAGGUGGGGAAAUUAAAUUCCAAUCAAAUCAGCUCUGAAAAAGAUCUGAUAUUAAAAGAUCUGAUGUCAUUGGUCAAAAGACCAAUUAGUGGACAAAAUAUCAGAAUUGGGCUGCCUGUGUAAAUGCAGCUUCUGAGAAUUUACUGAUGUAUAUUCCUAUGAUUCUAUGUAAAAACAAAAUAACGACGCAUUUUUAAAUCCACACAUUCCCGCCCACUUCCACACCUGGUAGUACAGUACAUCUAUAUUCUAAUUUGAAACUAACAACGAUAUCACAAUAUGUGAUUGGGCAGUUAGAUUAAUAGUAUUAAUUACUUCCAUGCCCACACAGACAACAUUAGCUAUCAUUGACUGUGUACAGAAUUCUAUGUUAGAUUGUAUACCUUUUGAUUACUUUGACUGAAGGAACAGUCACUACUCUUUUAUAAGCACAUUUUGAUGUGCUACAGCCUGAAUUCAAAAUGUAUUUUGAAAAUCUAUGACGAAGUGAAAACAUGUUUUUAGAAAUGUUUACAAUUUUAUUGAAAAUGAAGAACAGAAAUAUCUCAUUUACAAGUAUUCACACCCUUUUGUUAUGACACUCCAAAUUGAGCUCAGCUGCAUCCAAUUUCCAAUCGUCGCUACAACUUGAUUGGAGUCCACCUGUGGCCAAUUCAUUGUUUUGGACAUGAUUUAGAAUGAAACACAACUAUGUAUAUAAGGUCCGACAGUUGACAGUGCAGGUCAAUUUUUUUGUUGCUAGGGAUGGCUCGAGUUUGAAGUGGAGCGAGUACAGGGCUUAGCAUGACUCUCGAGAAGGCUAAAAAUAGAUUUUGGCUUGGAAAAGUUGAAUAUUUUCAGAAGGAGUCGGGUAAUUAGUUAAGGGAGGAAGAUUGCAGGGAAAGAGAGAGGAGGUUGAAAGACUGAGGGAGGCAGAGGAUAGGUUUGAAUCUGUUGAAGCUAGCAAUAACAAGGGAGAGGGUAUGUCGAGAAAGAUUGGUGUCAAGAUCAAUUGGAGUGAGCCGGACGUCAGUUCGAGUUCUGGAGGUGUAAUGGAAGGGGUAGAAGGUGUCGGGUGGAGCUCGGAGCCUGAGCUUUGCAUUGAUGGACAUGGUUAUGGCAAAGAUACGUUUGGUCCAGUGCGAGUGAGAUUUUUGAAGAGGGUGGAACCAGGGCUUUUUUGUUGAUCAACUUGAGGAAAGACCUGUAUCUUGCUUUGCGCUUAGGUAGUGUUGGGCAGUGUUGAAGGGAGUGAUUCCUGGGGUAGCGUUAAGUAUGGAGCUGGAGCAAUUUAAGUUGAAGAUUCCUGGUGUUUGUGACGCUCGCCGUUUUGUGUGACGCAGAUCAAGAAGGACCUUGGGAGUUGACCAGGGAUGGCAGGUGACCAAGAACCAAAUGACCUCUGACAGAACUACAGAGUUCAUUGGCUGAGAUGGGAGAACCUGCCAGAAGGAACAGUCUCUACAGCACUUUACCAAUCUGGGCUAUAUGGGAGAGUGGACAGACGGAAGCCACUCCUGAGAAAAAGGCACAUGACCGCACACUUGGAGUUUGCAAAAAAGGCACAUGAAAGACUCUGAGAGCAUAAGGCAAAAGAUUCUGUGGUCUGGUGAGACAGAAAUGUAACUAUUUGGCCUGAAUGCAUGAAGCUCAUCACCCGUCUAACACCAUCCCUACCAUGAAGCAGGUGGUGGCAGCAUCAUGCUAUGGAGAUGCUUUUCAGUGGCAGAGACUGGUAAGGAUAGAGGUGAAUACAGGCAAAUCCUUGAUGAGCAUCUGCUUCAGAGUUCUAACGACCUUAGACUUGGGGCGAAGAUUUAUGUUCCAAUAGGACAAUGACCCCAAGCAUAAUACAGCCAAAGCAACGCUGUAAUGGCUUCAGGACAAGAAUGUUCGUCCUUCAGUGGCCCCAGCCAAAGCCCAGUCUUGAAUUCCAUUGAAAAUCUGUGGAAAGACUUCGCCACCGCUCCCCAUCUAACUUAACAGAACUUGAGAAAAUCUGCAAGGAAGAAUGGGAGAAAAUCCCCAAAUCCAGAUGUGUAAAGCUGACACAGACACACCCAAGAAGACUCAAAGCUGUAAUCACCACCAAAGGUGUUUCUACAAAGUAUUGACUCAGGGGUGUGAAUACUUGUGUAAAUUAGAUUUCUGUAUUUCAUUCUUAAUACAUUUGAGAGAAGAAAUUAUUAACAUGUUUUCACUUUGUCAUUAUGGGGUAUUGUGUGUAGAUGGGUGAGAGAGAAAUAAAUAUUUAAUCCGUUUUGAAUUCAGGCUGCAACACAACAAAAUGUAUGAAUACUUUCUGAAGGCUCUGUACAGUAUGUCUACAGCAUACACAUGCUUAUCUCUCUUGAUGAUGACUAAGUACCAACUAAUCAUAUCAUGCUCACAGAUAUGAAUGGAGAGAUGAUACAUACAGUAGACAUGAAUAGAUAGAUUAUACUGUUCUAACGAACACAUUCAUGACCAAAAUAUGUUGACCAGCAGCUGUAGUACAUAGCAAACAUGCCUAUCAGCUCACAAUGUUAAGCAGUGAAAUGUAUAUACAGUAUGUUGUCAUUUCAAUGGCCACAUAUACACAGACACUUCUUUGGAAUAGGAGUCCGACACUCAAGCCACUAUUCACAAAGAGUUAACUCGGGAGAUACAGUAUGUAAAGAUUUCCUCUUUCACUUUUCUUUUUCCUCAAAUCCUCCAUCAAGAAUCAAAUCAGAUCGAGCACUGGCGUUGACAGUCUAAAAACAAUCUUCAAUCCCUCAGCCUGUGAUUUCUAGCUUUGAGACUGAUCUGAUGAUAACAGAAAACCCUCGUCUGGAAAGACUCCGGGGACAAAGCUUUGUGAAUAUGGCUCCCCUUUGGGGCCUCUCUGUGGCUCUGGGGACCACAUGACGACUGACUGAUAAGAACUCAUCAGAUCUGUCUAACAAGCUAAAGGGCCGCCAACGAGGAAGAAUAAUCAUUAUUUUGUGAGUACACUGCUGUCUUUCAAGAACUUUCAACAAUGUGUGAAAAAUUAUAAGAACAAGAGAUGCAUAAGUAAGUAUGUAAAUAUUCUGAUGAAUAAACUGUAACUUGCACUGAAAUUACUCUUGGAAUUGGUUGGUUUCACAGCAGCCUGGUAAAGCUUAGCAAUGACUGGCCUGGAUAACUGUUUAUCUCUGAAUAUUCACCACAGUGGAGAUAAAAUAUUAGAGAUACAGAAUAAAUAUGUAGAGAUACACAAUGAAUGCUAUUUAGU